Aspergillus uvarum CBS 121591 is the source of this 861-nucleotide messenger RNA. RefSeq lists its product as uncharacterized. Bases 1 to 861 code for a protein of 286 amino acids. The record is from RefSeq and is a predicted model, not a curated record. The transcript has 2 exons. NCBI's taxonomy places the organism in Eukaryota, Fungi, Ascomycota, Eurotiomycetes, Eurotiales, Aspergillaceae.
AUGGGGAAAUCAAGGUCAAGAACCACCAACACCACAACACUCACCAAUGCCUCUCCCACCAUCCGCCGCUCCGCACUAACCGAGUGCUCUCUGUCCAACCUCACCCCCUCGGACUCUAUCACCCGGAGCGCUCUCACGGUAGUCACUAUCAGCGGUCUUAAUAGCAUCGAAAACCCCACAUCCUCAACCUCAGCGUCCACUGCCGCCCCAGCCUGUACAUCCCAUCCAUCAACAACAAGCAUCAGCCGCUCCACCUGCACCACCUGCACCAUCACUCACUCUCACCUCCAUCACUGCAUCUUCGCCAACUGCAAUCUCGCCAACGUCUCCUCCAGCAAAUUCGUGCAAGCCGACCACUGCACGCUAGAGAAUGUCAUCUCGCUCCGAAGAUGCACGAUCCGCGACUCGAUCAUCGGCGAGUGGUCGUGGAUGACGCGAUGCGAGGUGACAGCCUCCAGGGUUGGAGGCGGGAGUGCCCUGCGGCGGAGUACCAUCAGUGACUGUCGCGUGACGGGCAGCCGGGUGAAGAAGGCAAGGCUCGUGAACUGCGAGAUUGAAGGGUGUGUGAUUGUCAAUACUGAGCUCAAGGGAGUGGUGGCCAAGAAUGGGGUUUGGAAGAAUGGAAGCUUGGUGGGCAGGGUUGAUCAGAGUCAGGAUGUGGUGAUUGUGAGCAGACAUAAUAAGGAUAAGAUUGAUAACUCGGUCGCAGCGAGGGGAGUCGUAGCUGAGAAAAGGAGCACCGAAAGGGAUCUGCUUGAGAGUAGUGACGACGGUGCUGAAACCGAGGAUUGGGAAAGAAAUGGCCGAAUACAGUUCUGGGAACUUCAAGGGACGGAGCCGCCACCUCCUUAUACAGCUUAA